Rhododendron vialii is the source of this 1338-nucleotide messenger RNA. RefSeq lists its product as uncharacterized. Bases 119 to 1057 code for a protein of 312 amino acids. The record is from RefSeq and is a predicted model, not a curated record. Lineage: Eukaryota; Viridiplantae; Streptophyta; Magnoliopsida; Ericales; Ericaceae. The transcript has 7 exons.
AUUGAAUUGGAAUUCCAAUUACCUAUGAAUGGAGAGGACCGGACGACUCUGGCAUCACUCCGUAAUCUCUCUCUCUCUCUCUCUCUCUCUGAGGUGGGUUUGUAGCUAGAGAAGAUCAAUGGCGGACAAGCCGAGCAGAGGAUUGGUGGUGUACGGAGAUGGGUUGGCUCGUUACAUCAAUGAAUCGCAUACCCAACUCCACUCCCUCGCAUCUCGAGCUUCCUGUGGUUUCUUGUCCCUUCCCAAUUCCCCUCCUUCAGAAAGUGAGGAUGCAAGGAUAGUUAGAGAGUUUGCAGAGCUACUGGAUGCUUCUGAAACUUAUCACAAUACAAGUGGGGUAGAUACUGCUGAAAUUCGAUAUCAGAAGUAUGUGGUGCCUAGCGUUUCGGACAGGUUCAUGGGAAUGAGAUCCGCUAUAAUCACAAACAACUCUAGUUUGAUAACUUUUGGAGGCAAACUAGGCUUCACGAUGUUGCAAUGGAGUGACAUAAUUGACAACAGUCAUCCCAAUUAUGAGUCACCACCUGACGUUGUGGCCUUUGAGGUGCUGAAGUUACUUGGAUUUCAACAAGGGAAGACUUCGGAAAAAAGCCCAUUCGAUUUAGUGUUUAUUCACAUUGGAGAAGGUGAUAAGAAUGGUCAGAAAAGCACAGGCAAUCUGAAUGGUUUGGUUGGUCAAAUCAUGCACAUUGAGGAACAAGAACAUGAAAUCAGUUCCCGUUUGCACCUGUCCCUUGUGAUGAGUUAUGGUCCUGUAUCAGAGAGUGAUGAUCUUAAUUAUUCUGUUGUGGGUAAAGAUGAGAACAACUCUAAUCUUUCCUUACUAUUCCCUCGCCAAAGUUACACAGUGAAAGGGAGGAAUCUACGGGACAAUGUUAGGCACUAUUGUCCAAUGUUAACUGCACAAUGGCAGAAUGCUGUAACCCGCAAAGAUUCGGUAGAGACGUUUUUGUUUGCAGAUUUUAAAGAGCAUGGUGGAUUGCUUACAAUACCGGCUGAUAGGUUUCUACAUGAAAUUGCAUUUAAGCUCUGGAAGGCCCCCAAAUAUGGAGCAUGAGGUAGAAUACUAGAAAACCUAGAUGCGUGACCAGAUCUCUGACUUCUAACUUAAAGCAAAGUUAUGAGGUGGAACUAGGAGCCACCCUGGUGGUCAAAAACAUUUGUGACUGCUUAAAAUGUUAUGCUUGAGGUUGGUAUUUUGAAAGCAGUUGUAAUAAUAAUUGCUCUUCGCGUGAUAUGUACUUUCAUUAAUCAGUGUUGGCUGGUCACCAUGUGAUACUGUGCUUUAUAUUCUGAAGUUCCAAAAAAUAAAUAAAUGUGAUAUACUGUAUCUUGUCA